AUGAGUAGAAAAUCUUUGUUUGCAUUGAGAGCUUUGAAUUCCAGUUUGGCUUUAUCUGAUGAUGGUUCCAUUUUAGCUGAGUUGAUGGCUAAACCGGUGUUUCUCAAAGAAAUCUAUGAAGCUCAGAAAAAUGAUAGUGAGUUGCAAGCUAAAAGAGCUCAAUGCGAGUUGGGAAUAGAGUCUGAUUUUCAGAUCGGUUUUGAUGGUUGUUUGAUGUUCAGAGACAAAGUAUGUGUACCAAAGAAUGAUGAGCUUAUUCGGAAGAUCUUACAAGAAGCACAUUGUAGUUCUCUGUCUAUUCAUCCAGGUAAAGGCCAAACAUCAGUACCUUCAAGUUUAUUGCAGCAUGUGUUAGUCCCUAAGUGGAAAUGGGACCGAGUUACCAUGGAUUUUGCAGCAGGGUUGCCGUUGACACCUAAAAAGAAAGAUGCAAUAUGGGUUGUGAUUGAUAAGUUAACGAAGUCAGCUUAUUUUAUCCUGAUAGAGAUCCGAGAUUUACUUCACGAUUUUGGAGGAAAUUUAGGAAGAUUUGGGUACAAAGUUUAA
Molecule: messenger RNA, 546 nt
Organism: Gossypium raimondii (Peruvian cotton)
Lineage: Eukaryota; Viridiplantae; Streptophyta; Magnoliopsida; Malvales; Malvaceae
Exons: 3
Coding region: 1-546 (181 amino acids)
Source: RefSeq, a predicted model, not a curated record